This is a messenger RNA of Cornus florida, 2770 nucleotides long. Its product is annotated as probable anion transporter 5. The record is from RefSeq and is a predicted model, not a curated record. The coding region runs from base 807 to 2135 and encodes 442 amino acids. Gene Ontology annotation, molecular function: transmembrane transporter activity. The transcript is spliced from 3 exons. Gene Ontology annotation, biological process: transmembrane transport. NCBI's taxonomy places the organism in Eukaryota, Viridiplantae, Streptophyta, Magnoliopsida, Cornales, Cornaceae.
UUAUGAAACUGAGAGAGGGAUCAAUGUGAAAUACUGAGCUCCUGCAUAAUCUCUCCACUUGUCAUGUUCCAAAGCUCUUUCUUCCCUGCCUCCGUCCCAAACCCUAAUUUCCUUCGCCCCCUACCUCCACCAUUUCCACUACUUUUCAUCUCCUCCAUUCCCAAACCCUAACCCUGCAAUGUUCUGCAUUUCCUUCUUUCUCUAAAAUCCUCUCCAUCUUCCCCCACUGAUGCUCUGAUUUUUGAGUUUAAUCUAUUAAUUACUGAAGUUAAAUUAAGAUUGUGGCCUUAACUUUGCAUCAACUACAUUCAACGUGGGGUAUGUGUACACGCGCAGUUUAUACAACAAGACAACCUUGUAACAGAAAAGACAAAGAAAAAAAAAUUUGUAUGCACUGGUCUAAAAUCAUCCAAUUGAAUUCACUAUUCAGACCAAAUGUGCGGGUAACAUAGCAGAGAAGGGAGAGAUCACAGUUCAUCCCCGCCGGUGAUGAACGAUCCACGAAAACCGUCGACGGCGAAACUAAACGCCUGUCAUAAUCGAUCCCAUCUGGUGACGUGCUUUAACUCUCUCGCGACAAUGUGCUUCAACUACAAAGUGAGGUCAACCUCGUCGAAGUUCUUACACAGAAUCCAACGAGGAACAAUUUCUCAACACGGUCAUUUAGCUUUGGCAGUACAGGUUGAAGAAAAAGAAGCGCCAGGAAGUGACUUACACCAAAAAAGUGUGAGAAAGUGGGCUCAUCAGAAGAAAAUCAACAAAGUGACGUGGAUUAUGAUUUUUAUACAUAAAAAUAUAAACGAAGCAUGAGGGGGAUGAAUUUUCCAAAGCGCUAUGUGAUUGUCAUUCUAACCUUCAUCUGCACGUGUGUAUGCUAUAUAGAACGCUUGGGCUUCUCGAUUGCGUAUACGGUUGCUGCUGAUGCUGCUGGGGUAAAUCAAUCAAGCAAAGGCACUAUACUCUCAACAUUCUAUUAUGGGUAUGCCUGUUCACAGGUGCCUGGAGGAUGGGUAGCUCAGAGAAUAGGGGGGAGGCGUGUUCUCCUCCUCUCAUUUGUAUUAUGGUCUCUAACUUGUGCUUUAGCACCACUGGACCCAAACAAAGUCAUGACUUUGGUAUUAGCUCGCUUGCUUGUUGGAGUGGCACAAGGGUUCAUCUUCCCCUCCAUCCACACAGUCCUAGCACAGUGGGUCCCGCCGCAUGAAAGGUCAAGAUCUGUUUCUCUUACGACAUCCGGAAUGUAUCUAGGUGCAGCUGCCGGUAUGCUUUUCCUACCAAGUCUGGUGAAGUUCAGGGGUCCCCAAUCUAUAUUUCUUGCAGAAGCGGCUUUAGGUGCCAUGUGGUCUCUUCUUUGGGUCAAAUAUGCCAGUGACCCACCUCGUUCUGAGCAUGCAAAAGCAACUGCUGCUGGGUUUGGGGAAUCUUUGUUGCCAAUCAAGGGGAGUCAGAAGGUAAAGGUGGAGAAUGGAGGACACUCCGGCAAACCUGCCAAAAUUCCAUGGAAGAGAAUUAUUCUCAGCUUGCCAGUUUGGGCAAUUGUGGUGAAUAAUUUCACUUUUCAUUAUGCCUUAUAUGUGCUAAUGAAUUGGUUGCCCACAUACUUUGAACAGAGUCUCCAGCUUAGUCUACAGGAAAUGGGUUCUUCUAAGAUGAUACCUUAUCUCAACAUGUUCAUAUUUUCAAAUAUUGGUGGGGUGGUUGCGGAUUACUUGAUCACCAGGAGAAUCUUAUCUGUAACUAAAACCAGAAAGUUCUUGAACACUGUCGGAUUCAUAGUGGCUUCGAUUGCAUUGAUGACACUUCCCCUAUUCAGGACGUCUGGUGGAACUGUGUUUUGUUCUUCUGUGGCCCUUGGUUUCUUGGCACUAGGGAGAGCUGGGUUUGCUGUGAAUCACAUGGAUAUCGCUCCGAGGUAUGCUGGAAUCGUGAUGGGAGUUUCUAAUACAGCUGGUACAUUGGCUGGCAUUAUUGGGGUUGACCUUACGGGCAAGCUUCUUGAAGCUGCUAGAACUGCUAAUUCGGAUAUUACAAGUCCAGAAACCUGGAGAGCUGUGUUUUUAAUACCAGGCUUGCUCUGCAUUUUCGGUUCUUUCUUGUUUUUACUAUUUGCAACCGGGGAGAGGGUUUUUGACUAGGUGAGCGUAGUGUGAAUGUGCCAUGGCUUAUCAAGGCUCAUCAAUGUUCUGACUCAUAGACAAUUUAAGAGGCAUACCUGUUUUGUUAGAGACCUCUGAUAUCACCCUUCCCCAACAGGACUAUAUAUUCAGGUUUUUUGAGGGAGAAAGAUUUAAAGUGGUCCGCAUAUUUGGAUAGAUAUUUCAAAAUAGUUGUUUGAUUGUUGUUGCGCAUUGGCCAAAGGUCGCUGCUCGUUCUUAUAUAUACCAUGGGUCAGGUUUUUGUUCCGACACAUGGAGGAUUGUAUCAUUGAGAUGUUUGGGUUCCACUGACUGACUUUACAGACAUUCUUGGGCACCAAUGGCAUAGCUGUGAACCUUGUUGAAAUGUUAAUGUUGAUUGUGAUGCCCUAUGGCCUUUAAGAUGGUACAGGAAAUCUAUCUGAGUGCUUUCUGGCUUUCCAGGUGUUAUCUUCAAGCAUGUUGACAUAGAACUGUAAUUCUUUUUCGUUAUCAUGGAACAUUUGAUUUUAAUUUGUAAUAUCGGGAGGAAUUUAUGAAUGAUGUCAUCUUAAAUUAUGUUGAUUUUUGGAUUAUGAGUAACUAAUGAUGUUUCUAACCUUUAGAGAGAUAAAAUAAUUAGUGGUGGCCUACCA